UACUUGGGCUUUCUCUGUCUUUCUGUUUGUUCCUCUUUCUCUGCACCUACGUAUCCCUUUCCACCUCACUUCAACACUGCUGAGCAAAACCAAGAGUCUUGGUGCUAUCACAGGGAUCCUAUGAUCAAGAGCCAACCAAGACAGUCCACUGGAGCUAUGGGCAGGCCUCAGAGGAACCCCCCUGGGCAGCACAAACACUGUGAGAAAUGUUUCAGCCGGUACUGCCGAGUCCCCAUCGAGCCCACCAUCUCCUGCAUGGUGAUCAACUGCCACUUGCACUGUGGCGCUGCCUUUCACAAGUGCAAAGAGGAAGAACACCAACUCCUAUGUCCCCUCGAGCAGGUAGCAUGCCUCAACUCAGCCUAUGGCUGCCCUUUCUCCAUGGCCCGCUUUAAGCUGGCAAAGCACCUUCAGGUCUGUCCAGCCAGCAUUGUGUGUUGCUCUAUGGAAUGGAAUCGCUGGCCAAAUGUGGACUCAGACACUAUCCUACAUCAGAACAUUAUGAAGGAACCACAUAACGAAGAGUGUCUGGAUACAGCACUAGCCCUCCGAGAUCAGAAGAUUCUUUUUAGGAAUCUGAAGGUGGCUGAGCUGUUUCCUGAGUGGAGAGAAGAUGAUGAAAUGGAAGCGCUAAUGGUUGAAGAUGCACGUUUAGAACAAGGAGCUGUUGGAGGAGCAUUCUGUGGUUCUACAGAAAAUGAUGGCCAAGUGGUAGAGCUGAGCCAACUCGAGCGUGAGGAGUUGGCAAUAGACAAAGAGGGGAUGGACCUGUUAGGUUACAAAACCUGGGAAAACAUUUUUAGCAAGGAACUUUCAGCUUGCAAGGUAACAGGCUCAUCAGAAACCACAGAAAAAAAGGAAUGUGGAAACUCCAAGAAAACAGUGCCAGUUUCUUCUGGAGACAAACCCGAAGAGAAGUCAAUGGAGGCAUCUGCCACGGAGGACCCAAAAGAUGACAAAAAACCUCAUGAAGUCAAUAUACCUGCAGAAAAGACAGGCCUGGCCCCUUGGCAAGAUGGGGUUCUGGAAAGGUUGAAAAAAGAAGUUGAUGUAGGUGGUUAUAACAUGUACCUGGUGCAUCAUGGGAGAAUGCUUAUCCAUUUUGGCCAGUUAGCUGCUUGCACACCCAAAGAAAAAGAUUUUGUCUAUGGGAACUUGGAGCAUCAAGAAGUGAAAACCGUCUGUACCUUUAAAGUGCCUACCAGCUAUUAUGGCAAAAGAGCACGACUUGGAGAUGCCCUGGGACAUAAGAUGCCAAGUGCGAACAAGUCAGUGGAUACUUCAGAGUUGGGAAUAAAUGUGGAAGAACUACCCAAAUCAGAUGUAGUCAGAACUACAUUACUGUGUGCAUUGGAAAAAGAACUGAAAGGUCACGAGAUAUCCGAAGCAAAGAGUAUUGAUGGACUGUUCAUGGAUUUUGGAACACAGACAUACACAUUUCAAGCAGAACCCUUCUCUGCUAGGACAACUCUAGCAGAUGUUCUGGAUGCACAGAACCCCCCAGAACUCCAUGUAGAGCUUUAUACACAAAGUGUGACUAGAAGGCAUAAUAAAAGCAGCUCAAUAUUCACAUUCAUGUGCAAUCACUUCUUCAGGAGGGAUGAGUUUCCUUCACAUUUCAAGAAUGUGCAUGCUGAUAUCCAGUCAUGUCUGGACAGGUGGUUCCAACACCGUUGUCCCCUUGCCUACUUGGGAUGUACUUUUGUUCAGAACAAUUUCCGUCCUCCCGGUCAUAAAGCAAAGGUUAUUUACAGCCAGCCUCUCAAGACAUUUGCUAUUAAACCACUGGUUGACCCUGUUCUUUCUGAAUCAGAGAAAUGCAACUUCAAAAUGAGGAUUCAAGUUGAAGAUAAGUGCUCUCUAAGCAGCCUCCCAGCAGAACUGCUGAAAUACAUUGCCAGCUUCUUAGAUAGCUUCAGCUUGUCUCAGUUGUCCCAAGUGUCCGUGCUAAUGAGGGACAUCUGUGCCACUCUGCUUCAGGAGAGAGGAAUGGUCUUCCUGCUGUGGGAGAGAAAGAGAUAUUCUCAUGGAGGCACUUCAUGGAGAGCUCGUAAAAAGAUUUGGCAAUUUAGCAGCCUGUUCUCGCCUGUUAACAAGUGGCAAUUCAAUGAAGUUCCCUGCAUGUCUGAACAUCUGAAGGCUUGUCCAUUCUAUGAAGUGGAACACAAGAAGGACCCGAUCUGGCUACCCAGCAUGUGUGAAUCUCAAGGGCAGGAUCAAGAGACUUUGGUUUCUGCCUUCAAGCGUAGAUUCUGAGCAGAUAAACACAACUCCACCCAGGUCACUCACUGGAGGAUUGGGUGCAGAUUGUUACGUGGCACUUCAGGAGAAAAGUCCCUUUGGAAUUAUAAAAUCAUCCUUCUGUUAUUUUGCCUGGAAUAUGCUGCAUCUUUUUUCUUGCGUUAUUUUAACCCUCAGCACUUCACUCAGCUGUAGACUUCUGGCACGCUGGUUGCUAAUGUCACCCGCUUUCUAUUUAUUUUUUGUUUCUUGGCCUCUCAGCAUGGCCACUCAGAAAAAGCAAUGAUUAACGUGCAUGCUUUACAUGGAGCCAUUUUGGCAGUCUGGAAGUCAGGGAAACGCUACUGGCCCAACAGUGUCCUUGAAGAAGGGAAGAACAGUUAGAGCACCUAGCUUGGAUAAAUCAGAUGCACAUCAUGGUCAGCAUGCAGAAUCAUCCACAACUAAACACAUGACACAGGGAAGUUCCUGAAUUGUGCCCUUUCUGAGAACAUUUUGCUUCAAUAUUGACAGACAUGGCAAUAGUAAAGGUGUUGGGAUGCACAGGAACAGGAAACCAAGCCCUGGAAUGGUGGCUGUGUCAUAGCUUCAUGAGAUAUAUAAUCUAAGAUUCAAGCAAUGCAUAAAACAGCAGCAAAAUAGCAUCUAAAGAAAAAGGAUGGAGAUUCCAAUUCAGGAAAGCCUCCUGCUGCAGGGCAGCAUUUCAUGAGGGGCACUGGCAGGGCUGUGGGGCAGGGGGCUGCAGGUUGGGAGUGAGGGGCCCCAGCAAGGCUGGGGGGGAGGGCAGGUGGGAGGCUGUGGUUUGGGAGUGAGGGGCAGAGGCAGGGCACAGGCAUAUCACUGCCCCCCAAUCAUAUACCCUGCCCCCCCCGUGUCUUCUUUUUUUGAUCCUGGAAAUAUGGUAACCCUAAUUCAGUAGGGGGCUGUAGGAGAGAGAGUUUAAACUUUCCUAACCAAAAUUUUUCUUCAUAAUUGACUUUAUUUUCCAAAAUCAAAAAUUGGGGGUAAAAAAAAUAUUGACUUUUUGGAGAUUUUUAAAAGUUUUACAGAUGUUUGAUUUAAAACAUAUUAAAAUUUUCACAAACAGUAUCAGAAUUUCUCAUGCACCCAGUUUCAGUAAAAAGUUUACAAAGAGAGAUUUUCUGUAAAUGGAACAUUUCAACAACCAACUCAGUGAUAGUUCUGAUAAAGUUUACUAUAAAAGUUUCCAAUAAAAAAAAUGCAAAAACCUUUAAAAAAACUCCAAACCAUGAAAAAAUGAAAGUAACUUUAACAAAUCUCACAGAUAUUUGUGGGGGAGGGAUUGAUAAGUUGUAGUUUAAAUUUAAACGCUUGCUCAAGUUGUUUCCUGACUUGGGGCCUUGAUUUAUAUAUGAAACUGCUUGCUAGUCUGUGCUUACUUCUUUCUUCAACCUUUGAUGUGGAUUCUUGUACAUAGUUUGGAAUGGAUCAUAUAUGAAAUAGGAUUUAGGGUUUGGGGGUUUUAAUUGGUUUGUUUUUUUAUAAAUAGGUAAUUUAAAAAAACAAACUGUUCGCCAGGGGAAAGUGCCUGCAGGGGAGCAAGAUGCAACUAACAAUGAAUGGACCAGUUACAAUAUUAAUUUCAAUCAGCAUAUGUCAAAUUCCACAAAGCCACUCUAAAUAAAGUUCCCCCCUCGCCCCCCCUCCUGGAACAUGUGUAUAAAUGCCCUUUGAGAGGUGGACUUGGGAACUCAUUUUGAGUCCCUGACCUCCUACCAUCUUGCUUCUUCUUUUGUAAUGCUUACCUGUAAAGAUAAGGUGCUGGAGUCCAACUAGAAAGACGAUGCAACUUCUGCAAAUGUAGUAAUUCAAAAAGGGAUCAGAGAGAAAUGUCUUGACAAAUGUGUACUGGGAUGGCCCUGGCAGGAGACAGAACAUCAGGAAGUCCAGGAAAAAGCACUGUCCCUCUGGACACUUCUGAGUCCCAAAGAAAAUAACAGAUAUAGACUGGAUACAGACACAUUCUGGAAAACCUUGCAGCUGCAGGCACUGUAACAUCAAGAACAGUCAUUUAGGGUGCCUAUACAUAAGCGCCAAGGGUGCUGCGAUGCAUUGGAAUUCCAGCGCAUUGGAGCUACUCUAAUAAAGCACCCCACCCCCCGACCCUCAGACCACAUGUAAAAGUGUCCUUACAGCCAUUAGACAACAGAAUCCAACAGUCUGUGUUAAUCUGAAGAAAUACAUAAUUAAUACAGUGAACUAGUCAGUCUGUCUCUGAAUUAGAAAAGGCUCUAGAUAGUAUGGGGUGGCAGGUUAUGUACAAUAUAAUGGGUAUUGUGGCUCAUAAGAAGCCAGGUGACAGUGGUCUUGAUACUUCUAUCUGAUUUAAGGCUGGAGGAUAUUGUCCAUGUUAACUGUUGGCCAGCACUAGACAACAAUUCACUAUUCAUUUAUAGCAAAGUUUAUUCAGAAGACAAAUGCUGAGUUAGCCUCCUCUUCUGGCUUCUUCCCUUUAGGUGAGUCCAUAAGAGCUUUGCUGAGUUAGUACCUGCCCAGUUUAUCUUAAAUGAAUUCAUCAUAAGCAGAGAUGACCCUAGCAGGGUGCAGGGCCCAGGGCCCAGGGCAAAUCAACCUGUGCAGAGCCCAGAUGCAAAGAAGCCAGCGGUGGUGGCGGGUGAGGGUGGAAGGGUGGUGGUGAGUCGCAGAACACAAAACUGGCGGUGACAUUGUGGCGUCACCAGCACUAGGCAGGCACUGCAGGAGGGGCCGCAGCCACUGCACCUGGCUCUGCAGGGGCCCCCAAAGCACAGGGCCCAGGGCGGUAGCCCAAUUUGCACCCCCCCCGAGACAGCCCUAAUCAGAAGUACAAUUUAAAGAUGGACACUGAUAGGUUUGGUUACAAGCAUCAGUGUUUCUGUUAUUUUUGUAAAAUAACCUUUCUGCUACAGAGAACCACUGGUUAUAACACUGGAUCCAAACACUCUCUGACACUAAGGAAGCACGGAUCCAUGUCUCAUACUUGGAACUUCAUGACCUGGGCAAACCCUUGCGACCUAUGUUGCUUCUGAAGAGUAUGAAUCUCAUUUUCACAUUCUGUUCUGGGUCUUGACUGACCAACUAUGAAGUGUCUGCUCAUUGGCAGAAUGUGAGCUGGCACGCAUGAAAGAGAAAAAUGGUAUUUGGGGGAGACAAUGGAUGGAAGUCAGGAUAGUGUAAGGAUGGGUAGACCAGGGAAGAAGAGUAGAGGGGAGCAAAGGAAAGUGCUUGGGUGAGAGAGAGAGAGAAAGAAAGAGAGAGAUAGAGAUGGGAUAGGGAGAAACAGGUCAAGGUCCAGGCAGUAAGUAAUUAAGGUGGGAUGGCCAGGGCAGCCACCCUACGUCCUAUUGGUAGUAGAGAGCCGAAAAAUAGCAACUGCCACCAUAGCUGCACAAUCAUACUUGUCGCACAGCGGCAGCUAGAACUUGCUGUUGCCUCAUGUGCCCAGCUGCCUUGUUACAUUCUGGGUCCAGGAGAGAGGUGAAGCAUUAAGUGGGCGAAGGAAGAGGUUGUUUGAUAUGACAUGAAGUGGGAGGAAGUAACUUUGCGGGGGGUGAUCAGCAGGGAUCCUGGUUUUCUCUGAUAAAAAAAAUCACAAAUUCUCUGACAAAAAAAUAUUGCAGAUUCUCUGAUAAAAACCCCAAAAUCCAUUAUUAAAAUUAAAAGCUCCCUGAAG
Messenger RNA from Alligator sinensis (Chinese alligator), 5914 nucleotides. RefSeq names its product F-box protein 40 (gene FBXO40). The transcript is spliced from 4 exons. The record is from RefSeq and is a predicted model, not a curated record. The coding region runs from base 121 to 2256 and encodes 711 amino acids. Lineage: Eukaryota; Metazoa; Chordata; Crocodylia; Alligatoridae. Gene Ontology annotation, molecular function: zinc ion binding; ubiquitin protein ligase activity; protein binding. Gene Ontology annotation, cellular component: cytoplasm.